GAGGGCGGGGUAGCGGGGAGGGGGGCUAAGGGGGAGGCGGGGCCGCGGUGUCCCGUCAGGCGCUGCGCGGGGCGGCGGCGGCGCCAUGUCGGUGGCGUUCGUACCCGAGCGGCUGCGCGGGAAGGCGGAGGUGAACCAGGAGACGCUGCAGCGGCUGCUGGAGGAGAACGACCAGCUGGUGCGCUGCAUCGUGGAGUACCAGAGCAAGGGCCGGGCGACCGACUGCGUGCAGUACCAGCACAUCCUGCACAGAAACCUCAUUUAUUUAGCGACCAUCGCUGACGCAACGCCGCCCAGCACGCAGAAGGCGGCAGACUGACGGCGUGUAGCUGCACACACGCAGUGAUGUUCUUGAGACUCUGUAGAAACUCUUGUGUAGAUCCCACCUUGAGAGCUGAGAAGGCGUAGUCCUGAAAGGCUGGUAAAGAGUCAGACUUUUAUGUUAAAAAUGUGAUUGGACUUUCUUUAUGUAAUGAUAGAAUAGCUGGUUCUUCUGUUAGUUUAAGUAGAGCUUCAGGGAGGUAAUUGACACGUCCUUUUUUUUUUU
This is a messenger RNA of Oxyura jamaicensis (ruddy duck), 547 nucleotides long. It is a transcript of the gene SS18L2, whose product is annotated as SS18 like 2. The transcript is spliced from 3 exons. Gene Ontology annotation, cellular component: nucleus. Gene Ontology annotation, molecular function: transcription coactivator activity. The record is from RefSeq and is a predicted model, not a curated record. Lineage: Eukaryota; Metazoa; Chordata; Aves; Anseriformes; Anatidae. Gene Ontology annotation, biological process: positive regulation of transcription by RNA polymerase II. The coding region runs from base 86 to 319 and encodes 77 amino acids.